This is a messenger RNA of Mytilus californianus (California mussel), 866 nucleotides long. RefSeq names its product armadillo repeat-containing protein 7-like. The coding region runs from base 56 to 640 and encodes 194 amino acids. The transcript is spliced from 8 exons. Gene Ontology annotation, molecular function: protein binding. The record is from RefSeq and is a predicted model, not a curated record. Lineage: Eukaryota; Metazoa; Mollusca; Bivalvia; Mytilida; Mytilidae.
CCAAUUUCCAAUGUUUAUUUCCGGGUAAAUAGAAAGUAGAAGUAAGUGGUUCGAAAUGUUUAGUAGCAAGGAGCAAUUAGAUAAAAGAACAGGACCUUAUGGUAUUGGAAGACUAAGUUAUUUACAGUCUCUUGUCACAGAAUAUCAAGACACAAACAGCCUUGAAUCAAAGCAGCAAGUGUUGGCAAACCUGGCAAACUUUGCAUAUGACCCAGUAAACUAUGAUUACUUCAGAACAUUGAACAUGCUGGAUCUCUUUCUAGAUGCUAUUGAGGAAACAGAUGACCAAUUGGUAGAAUUUGCUGUGGGAGGUAUAUGUAAUUGCUGUUUAGAUAAAGAAAAUAAGGAAUAUAUCCUGAAGAAUAAUGGUGUUCAGUUGGUAAUUAAAUGCUUAUCAAGUACAAAUGAAGAAACAGUAUUGUCAGCCAUUACAACCCUGAUGUAUCUGACUACACCUAAUUCUAAAACAGAAAUAUGCAGUGUACCCGUUGUGGAAUGUAUGCUGAGAUUUAGUCAAGCUUCCAACAAAAGAAUUGGUAAUCUAGCUGAGGUAUUUUUACAGGAUUAUUGUACCAAUCAACAAAAAAGUGAAGCUCUGAAGAUACAAGCACAAUUCAGUAAUCAAGAAAAUACAACUUGACCUUCAUACCAAAAGUUCUUUGCAUCAAAGUACCAAAAUCAAAUAUGAUUGAAUACUGUGAAGUCAGUCAAUCAUUAAAUCUUAAAAGUAUGUAGCUGCACAGAUCAAAACAUUCUGUAGAGAGAAGGCUGAAAAUAGUGGACAUUUUGUAAUGUGAAAAUUUUCAAUAUUCCAGUGAACUGAUGUGCAAUAUAUGAUUUUUAUUUUAAUAAAUUUAUGUAUUUUG